Esox lucius (northern pike) is the source of this 1721-nucleotide messenger RNA. It is a transcript of the gene lsm14b, whose product is annotated as LSM family member 14B. Lineage: Eukaryota; Metazoa; Chordata; Actinopteri; Esociformes; Esocidae. Bases 123 to 1256 code for a protein of 377 amino acids. Gene Ontology annotation, molecular function: mRNA binding. The transcript is spliced from 9 exons. The record is from RefSeq and is a predicted model, not a curated record.
AUGGUCCAUAAAUUUCCUUUUAUGAAGCGCGUUUUCGCUGUCGUGUGUGUGACCAACAUUUUUAAAACGUCGUGGAGGGUAACUGUUGCUUGACUUCGGCUAAUAGCAGCUAUAAACCAACCAUGAGCGGUGGAACACCUUAUAUUGGGAGUAAAAUUGGCUUGAUUUCCAAAGCUCUAAAUCGGUAUGAAGGAAUCUUAUACACCAUUGAUACAGUGAAUUCUACGGUGGUGUUGACAGAAGUGAAGUCAUUUGGAUCAGAGGGCCGUCCCACUGACCGGCCGACCCCUCCUAAAGAUGACAUCUAUGAGUACAUUAUAUUCAGGGGUAGUGAUAUUAAAGAUAUUUCAUUGUGUGAGCCUCCAAAAUCACACCAUGGCCUACCCCAGGAUGCUGCAAUAUUGCAGUCAUCCCUUAGCUCCUUACCGCCCUCAUUUAAUUCAACUCAAGAAGCAUUCAGCCCAUACAGGAUCCCAUCCUAUAACCAGCUAGCAGCCAACUAUCUGCUCAGUCAGCAGUAUGCGGCAGCUCUUGGUCUUGCCCAUCUAGACCCUCUGUUGAGAAGGGGUCCAAUGGUGGAGCAGGCUGUCCAGACCACACCUGUAGAAAAGACAGUUCAGGAGAGCGGCCUGACUGUGUCCCAGGGGCAGCAGAGGUUGACUGGCAGGAACCAGCGGGGAGCAGCACGAGGUGGCCUGCAGCCCCAGAUGCAUGGGCAAGGCAUUAGGUCAGUACAAGCCAUAUCCCAAUCCCGGAAUGAAGCCAAUGAUGGCAACUGGCCCCUACCAAGGAGAAGACAAGGAGCCCGUAGGCCCAAGAAUAACAGUCAGGGCCAGCUUCUUGUGGAGACCUCCAAGCCUAGCAUCCUCAAGUUCGAGUCAGACUUUGACUUUGAUUCCGCAAAUGCUCAGUUCAACAAGGAAGAGCUGGCGAGAGAGAUUCAAGACAAGUUGCACCUCAAGGAAACAAACAAAGCGGAUAAUACGAAGAGUAAUUUGAAGAUUGUUGAUGAGGCAGAUCCAUUUGGGCCUAAGUGCUACUAUGACAAGGCCAAGUCUUUCUUUGACAACAUCACAUCGAAGCACAAGUCCAUACGCACCACCUGGGCAGAGGAGCGAAAGCUGAAUGUUGAAACCUUUGGGGUUCCUGGACGAUUCCUGAGGGGGCGCGGGGUCCGUGGCGGCUUCCGUGACCGAAGAGGGUGGGGGUUAGCACAGCGCCGGCCCUUUCAGAGAGCAGGGAGUGGGAGACUGUGAGGGUCAAGGACUAGGCAUAAUGUGGAGCUUGAGUAAACUUGUUGGAAUGGCCACAAAGUGGCCAUGUUACAUUUGUUUUUGUAGUUAAUGAAGAUUUAAUUCAGUGUUCAUUUUCUUCCUCCAUAAGUUGUAAUGUAUGAAUACAAAGGAUUUAUUUUGACUUUUUGGUGCCCCACAACGAAGUGCUUUUGCGUUCCUUUUUAUUUAAUGUUUUGCCUUAUGAUGCUUUUUGGCUAUUGAAUACAUUUUGCAUUUAAAUUAGUUCUGUGCUUUUCAAGCUUUUCUUUCAUUUCCUGAUAAAUGAAUGCCAUGCAGACUAUAACCUAUUCAAUUAAUUUAAAGAUUAAACUGGUAAGGGGAUUUGUGUUCAGGGACUAUUGUAGUUAUUACUUAAUUUAUUAUAAAUAACUUAAUACAAAUGUCAGUAAGAAUUCCCAUUUAUUUUGUCAUUUGCUGUAAAUAUGU